Caenorhabditis bovis is the source of this 507-nucleotide messenger RNA. The record is from the annotation of a GenBank genome assembly. Lineage: Eukaryota; Metazoa; Nematoda; Chromadorea; Rhabditida; Rhabditidae.
AUGGGAAACUGCUUACCGACGCUGUUCGGCUUUACGCGACAACAUGAUGAGACGCCGCUCCGAAGAAGCCGUUCAUCUGAUGCCGCAAUGAGCUUCACCAACCCAACAAUGUUGCAACAAAGCAGCUCAUACGUAAAUCAACUCUAUCAACACAACGUAAUUAGACAACGGCAAGCUCAGGAACAUGGAAGAGAUUUGGAUGAAGCAAAGCAAAUGAGAAUCCGCGGAUUGUUGGAUCAAAUUCCAGCCGAUGUGUUCCGUGGAGACAUGAAAGACAAUGAAUGCGCGAUUUGCAUGGUCGAUUUUGAGCCCGGAGAAAGGAUUCGAUUUUUGCCAUGUAUGCACUUGUUUCAUCAAGAAUGUGUCGACAAAUGGCUUAUGAAAUCGUUCACAUGUCCAUCGUGUCUCGAACCAGUUGAUUCUACAAUCCUUUCUUCCCUCACCGCCCACACCCAACAAUCCCUUCAACAACUCGCUUGUUCACCCGUUUCUGCUGUCAAACAAUAA